Salvia hispanica is the source of this 1197-nucleotide messenger RNA. Its product is annotated as B3 domain-containing protein REM20-like. The record is from RefSeq and is a predicted model, not a curated record. Lineage: Eukaryota; Viridiplantae; Streptophyta; Magnoliopsida; Lamiales; Lamiaceae. Gene Ontology annotation, molecular function: DNA binding.
AACCCUGAUUUUUUUUCAGUUCAGUGGUUUUACUCUGAUUUCUUCUCAUUUCUCUUGAUUUCAGUAGUUUUCGUUUUCAAUUUUAUCAAUUUCUCACUAAAAUUCAUUUUCUCACUAAGUUUAUCACUAAAAUUCAAUUUCUCGGUGCGAAAAAUAAUGAAUCGUCCAGCAUUCUUCAAGUUUUACGUGCCUUGGCUUAGUGAAGAAAGCCAGAAAAUCCCUCCAAGGUUUAUGCAAUCUCUUCCAGGAAACUGGCCAAAGAAUUGGUCACUUCGAGACUGUUAUAACAAUUUGUGGAAUGUGAAAGUGGAAAUGAUUGGCGGUGAUUGGUACUUUAAAGAUGGUUGGGCAAAAUUUAUUGAUGAUAAUAAGAUAAAAGGAGGGGAUAUGUUUAUCUAUGAGUAUUUCUCUCAUGGUUUACUUGACUUCAAAAUCCAUGGAGGCAAUGGUUGCAUGACGGAAGGUGCUGGGGGUCGGAUUACUCAGUCACCUGAUUGUAGUCCUAUCGAUGAAGGACACACACAUGAGAAUGAUGACGAUAAUGACGAUCAUGAAUCCCCGCCUGAAGAAGAGAAUCCAAGGGAUGAUCAGAUUCAAGGGGGGCGAGUCACGGAUGGUGCGGCCAGUUGUUGCAAAUGUAAAACCAAAACAACCAGUGGCCGCGACUGGUACGGUGCAGAGCUCAUGAAAACAGGGUUCAUUCCACCAUCCCCAAAUCCUUAUUUCGUGACCAAAAAACGAAGAGGCAGAGCUUAUGAAUUAUAUAUACCUGUGGAAGUGAUCAAAAGCUUCAACCUAAAACUCCCUGAGAAUGUGACGCUCAUCGACCCAAAAGGAAGGCAGUUUCCUGCCAAACGCAAGAUGUGGGCGGACCAGAGGAUGUUCUACAUCGGAGGCUGGAAAAGCCUUUGUGUAGUGAACAAGGUGGAAGACGAAGACUCGUGCAUUUGCGAGUUCUUGUAUAACGCUGAUGAUCUAUGCAUCAGUGUAAGCUUCUUUCCUCCAAAAUAGCAACAAUGCUUGAAUGGAGCGGAUUAGAUUCUUAUUGAGGAGUUCACAUUUGUAUAGUUUCAGAGGUAUUGUUAAGCAUCUGAGUUUUCUGAGUUAUUCUUUGUAUAUGAUUUUAGGGAGUAUGAUUUGUUGUUUCAAUCAAUAGUUAUCCCAUACAAUAAAAUGGUAGUACGAUUUUUGCACCAA